This is a messenger RNA of Ornithodoros turicata, 1509 nucleotides long. RefSeq lists its product as uncharacterized. The record is from RefSeq and is a predicted model, not a curated record. Bases 1 to 1509 code for a protein of 502 amino acids. Gene Ontology annotation, molecular function: zinc ion binding; nucleic acid binding. The transcript is spliced from 2 exons. Lineage: Eukaryota; Metazoa; Arthropoda; Arachnida; Ixodida; Argasidae.
AUGGAUAACUUGGAACGACUGAAGAAGAUGCGAGCUUCCAGCCGAGCGACUGUGACGCGUAUCAUCAACGAUUUGAAGACCCUCAUAGCUACAUCGCCCCACGAUCCUGCUCAGCUUACUGCGAAGCUUACGUUUCUCGAAACAAAAGCAUCAACCUUGACUCAGCUCAACCAAGAGAUCCAGGCCCUUAUCGACGAAGCAUCUUUGGAAGCAGAAUGCGAGGCCUGCGAUCAGUACUCGGAAUCUAUUAUCACUAUCUCGGUUCAAGUCCGUGAAGCUCUGAACACCGCUCUCGGUGUCACGAGACUGGCAUCCGCGCAGGUCGGCGGUGCUCCACAGCCUUCGUCUGCUACAUCUCAAGGCGUGGGCCCUCCUGCAGACGGCGUCAAAUUGCCGAAGUUGCGGAUUGACUCCUUUUCUGUUCAAAUAUUUGAUCUCACUCGUCACCGGACCCGCUGCUCGAGCGAUAGAGGGGCUAUCACUCAAGACGAGAACUACGUUACGGCCGUCGAUAUCCUCAAUGCACGGUUUGGCAAGACUGAGCUUUUGGUGAGCGACCACUUGGAUUCUUUGUUCGACUUGCCUCCUGUGAAGUCUAUUGAUGAUAUCAGAAGUUUGAGAAAGUUCCAUGAAGCCGGUACGGUUCGAAUUCGGAAUCUUCAGAGUCUGGGUGUAUCACGAAGCCAAUAUUCGAUUACCAUUUUCCGGACAAUUCUUCGGAAGAUACCUUCACCACUUGAGUUGGAAUACUACCGUGUGAACAGAACCGACUCUGCAACCGCCUCGGCAGCCACGUCGACGGCCGAUGAUCUGUCAUCACUUUUGGAUUUCCUUGAAAAAGAAAUUGAGUUUCGAGAACGGGUCCGCAGGCCGACAGCUUCGUCUAAGGAGGAUACUGCUGAUCGCCGCAAGACACCCCUUUACCCUUCUGCUGCUUCUUUAGCAGCCAGCGCGACGGCAGCGGUGUGUGUACUCUGCAAGUCUAAGGAGCAUUCGCUAGAAGCUUGUACAGCCCCACUGAGCGCAGCGGACAAGAGGAGCCUAUUGCGUCGGGAAGGACGUUGCUUUCUGUGUGGCAAGCGGUCACAUUUGUCGAAGGAUUGUCGCGUCUGCUACAGACUUCGUUGCCAAAAUUGCAAUAGGCGGCAUCUCACACAGUUGUGUCUGGAGGGCCUUUCAGCUUCGUCGUCCAAUGUCGCUGUUACUCCAGACAUCGUUACGACAUCUCCUGCUCCGUCGUCGAGCGCGGCAGUGGUUCAGGACAUCGUCACGACCAUGUCCUCUGCCCCACAUGCUCCCAAAGUGCAGCCUGAACGGGAAAUUCUUUUGCAAACAGCAAAGGUAUGGGUACAGGGCGAGAAUGGCCAACGACGCCUGGUGCGAGUUCUGCUCGAUGGCGGCAGCCAGCGCAGUUUUAUCCGCAAGGAUAUCUCGGCCAAGAUUGGAUGCACUGCCCCGUCACAUGGAGUCGCAAUUAUUGUCGCGACGGGGUGGAGUGUUAUUGAUUAA